This is a messenger RNA of Amphimedon queenslandica, 2281 nucleotides long. RefSeq lists its product as uncharacterized. Lineage: Eukaryota; Metazoa; Porifera; Demospongiae; Haplosclerida; Niphatidae. The transcript is spliced from 9 exons. Bases 77 to 2257 code for a protein of 726 amino acids. The record is from RefSeq and is a predicted model, not a curated record.
GUGGCUCUAUAACUAGAUCUCAGCUCCUCAAAUCCAGUCUUUCCUUACCUUUUCGCGACCAUGUUCUUCUAAUAACAUGACUACAGUCUGCUGCACUGCAGUUAAGACAAUCUUAUUAUGCUUAGCCCUUUUCGUCGGACUAAGCUGUCUGGGAUGCGUGAAUCAAACUCCCAACUGUACCAAUUUUUCUGGAGUUGACAACCGUCUUGCUCCACAAAAUGUCACUGUUCAAACUGGAGAAAACGCUACCUUUACCUCCAAAUCCACAUGUCACUCUAUGAAGGUCUAUGUUAAUGGUUGUGAGGCCUCCAGGGACUCCGUUCGUUUAUCAAGUGAUGGUGAUAUGACCACCCUGACAUACACUGCUAUCAAUGCCAGUCUUGAUGAGAGUGGAAGCUCAGUUGAGUUUAUAAUGUUUUGUAAUGGCCCCUCCUGCUACCAUAAAGUCUAUUUGACGGUCCUUGAUCCUCCAAUUGAACCGGCUAACGUCACAGUAAAUACGACUUGCUCUGGUUUUAAUAUUUCCUUUAUCAGUUCUGAUGCUACUGUGGUUACUGUUACCUCUAGCAAUGGGACUAUGAUAUACAAUGGAACCUUAGAGCCUUCAGUUAACUUCAUAGAAAUUAAUAAUAGCAUCAGGAAUAACGAGGUAUAUGAAUUAAGAUUAAAGAGCUACAAUGAAGUCGGGCAGAGCAAGUACAUCAUUGAAAAUAUUAAUACGGACAUUAACAUUGUAAGUUUUGAAAUAUCUGACGUUUCAAUCAAGUAUGUUAAUGAUGUGCCACAGGCGAAUGUCACAUUAAAUGUUGACAAUGAUUGCAUUUUGUCAGUUCCGUGUACUGUAGAUGUUAAAUGUGCUUGUUUAAGCAACACAAGUCAAAGUAUCUUUUUAAAUGGGAUAUACCAGUUUGUGUUAAACCUAGUAAAUUAUAAAGAAAUGUGUGGCUUGACUGUAGAGGCUGGAACAUUGCAGGUCCAUAAGUUAAUAAACACUACAGCUGUUACAAGCUUCACAGUGACUUCACAUGUCACAAUCGAUGGAUACUUUCAUGUUAAUGCUACACUUCAGAAAGGAGUGACUGGGAUCAUGAUGCAAGUACAAUACAUCAAUGGAACACUCUUUUUCAAGCAGCCUAUUUUGAGGAAGCCCUCUAGUGACUAUGCUGGAGCUAAUAAUACAAGACCACUACCUAAUGGAACCUUUUAUCUAUCUAUAUACAUGUUAAAAAGUGAUGGGGUAUCGUUUGAUUUGUUGCAACCUAUUAAGAAGAAUAUAGUGAUAACAUCACUGAUUAAGAGUCCUGAUAAACCUAAUGAACCUAAACAACAUGGUUUCCCAACCUGGGCCAUUAUCUUUAUCGUAGUGGUGAUCACAUUAAUACUUACAAUACUGGUAGCUGCUUUGCUAGGGUGUUACUUUUCUCAAAGAGGAGAAAUGCGAAGAAUUCAAGAACAGGAACAAGGCCCAGCACACCCAGUAGUCUUGGUAGGACCACCAGCCCCAGUACAUCAAGGAGAUCCACCAUUACAUCAAGGAGAUCCACCAGUACGUCAAGGAGAUCCACUAGUACAUCAAGGAGAUCCACCAGUACAUCAAGAAGAUCCACCAGUACAUCAAGAAGAUCCACCAGUACAUCAAGGAGAUCCACUAGUACAUCAAGGAGAUGCACCAGUACAUCAAGGAGAUCCACUAGUACGUCAAGAAGAUCCACCAGUACAUCAAGAAGAUCCACCAGUACUUCAAAGAGAUCCAUCAAUUCAAGGAGACCCACCAGUCCCACCACAUCAAGAAGAUCCACCAGUACAUCAAGGAGAAGGAGAUCUACCAGUCCCAGCAGAUCCACCAGUUCAAGCCCCACAACAAGUCCAAGAAGACCCAUUGAACAGACUAGAGUUAAGUAUACCAAGUAUUCCUACAAAUUUGCAUCUUGUCUUGACUGAACCAGUUCCUCCUUUAUCUUCACCAGUUAGUGCCAAUCCUCCAACACUGAGUAAUAUUUUUGAGAACUUUGGUUUCAAUAUUAAUUCACAAACCAAUGAUCCCAGCGUUUCAAUACAAAAUAAUUCGGUUACUUAUUCCUCUACUGGUGAUGGAUCUGACUGCCCUCUUAUGAAACAUGAUCAUGCUCCUGUGGCAUCCUCAUACCGAUUCACACCUUCACAGAGCACAGAAGAGGAAAAGUUUAAGAAACCUGAAGAAGUUAAAGCCAGUGGUGGACCUUUUAAGUUUGUAUAUAGCUGGAGAAGUAACAAAUAAAAAUAAUUAUAUUCAAUAAAAAAU